ACUCCUUUAGCAGAACGAAACGAAAGCAGCUUCACUGCCAUUCCAGUUCGCGUUUGUUGCCCGUGAAGGAUGCCUUCUGCCAACCCUAAGCUAGAGAAACAGGCCUCUACGGAGGCCACUGAUCCGAUUCGUCAAGCGAUCACCGUUAUCGAGCACAAGAUAAGAAAUUUGGAAAAACGCAAGGGCAAACUUGAGGUGUUAAAAGACCUCCAGAAAAAUGGAAAAGAAUUGAAUCUUGACCAAAAAACGACGGUCGCCAAGUACGAUGAAGUGUUGCAGACCUUGGAGAUAACUCGGGAGCUCUACAAGCAAAUCGUUGGUAUCUCUAAUGACUUUGCUAAGCAACAGAAGAAACAGGCGAGGAAGGAAGCCUUGGAGAGGAUGCAGCAGGACAUUUCUAAGAUCCGAGAAGUCCUGUUGAUCCAAGAUGUGCUGAUUAACAUCGGCGGAGAAGUUGUCCGCGAGGACUUUCUCACUGGUACGAAUGGCGCAAUAAAAUUGACGCAAGACGACCUAAAGUUCCUGGGCGAUUUUUACAACGAAGUGACAAUGAAGCGUCAGCCUGAACCAAGCGAGCCAUCGUUUAUGGAGCAAUUACAAAAGGCAGCUGAACAUUACAUGGGAAUUCUUGAAGGGAAGCAGCGUGAGGUCGCUGGUACUACUUACCUGAGGCUUAAAGAAAUGAUCACGUCUGUCCAAGCUUGUGGAUACUUUGAUCAGGUCCAGACUGUAAAGACUGAAGUCAUCACUAAUGAAGUUGCUCUAGAAGCACCAGUAGAAGUUGCCACUGGUGAUGGUAAAAAUAUUGUUGAGCAGCCGUCGGAAGAAUUCACAAAUAAUUCCGGCGACGUAACAAUCAUUCCACCCCCGGAGUCAAUGAUUCCAAUGCCCAAUUUUCCUGUACAAGUAACACCGGUAGCGGUUGUUGCCGGUGGAGCCCCUGUAGCUGGCCCAAUGGCGGUAGUUACACCGCAGGCUAUACCAGCACCGCACCCACCAGCACCUGUUGAAACGGCGUACUACGCAAAUGCGGCUGGUUAUGUGCCGCAACCUCAGCAACCCCAGCAGCCACAGCCGCAACAACAACAGCAACAAACACCACGCAUCAAUGACGUUAUUGGAACACCAAAUUUCUUCUUUCUGCAGGAGUCUGAGCUCGAUCCACCGGAAGUUGCUGCGGGACAACCACCGACCAUUGUUCAACACAUUCCUCCGCCUCCAGUAAACGCUCCAAUUCCAACUCAAACCUUCACCAACCAAAACUUCACUGGAGCACCUGUCCAAGUGCCGCAGCAGGUUAUCUACCAGCAUCCACCGCAAGAAAUGUCUCACAUUCCUGGCUUUGCGAAUCCUAAUCCUCCGCCGCCAAUACCCAUGCCACCUUCUCAUCAACAGAACAUCCCAUACAGUCCUCAACAUCCCGCUGGACAAUUCCAACCACCCGCUCCAGGGCAACAGGCUAUCCAGCCGACGCAGAACUUUGAUCAGCAAGAAACUCAGCAGACUGAGGAAAAACCAGAGCAGCACGCAGAAGAAACUGAAGUGGCUCCGGUAGAAGCAGAUCCGUCUAGUGAGCCGGUUAAUUGGUGUCAAAUGGCCGACGCCCCUAUGGACGAGUGGUCUAAUGACAACGCCCAGCAGUCUGAACACUCAGACCACCAGCAGUCCCAGCAAGGAUGGGGUGAACAGAGGAGUAGCUACCGAGGUCGUGGUGGACGUCGUGGUAACUCUAAUGGUUACAAUAGCCGAGGAAGGGGCACUGGUAAUUACCAGCAGAAUGGACGUGGCGGAGGAGGGCAAGGAUCCUAUUAUCGCAAUGACAACUCGAAUUAUCAGAACGGUUAUCAGCAACGCAAUUACAACAAUGACGGCGGGAGCUCCAAUUACAACGGUGGAGGCUUCAAACGUGAGCGAGGUGGUGUCAGCGGCGGCAACGGUGGACCACGUACCAAUUCAAGGGGAGGAGAUCGCGUGGGAAUCGAUAGAGGUGGACGCGGUGGACAAUUCCGUGGCGGUCAACGAGGCGGAAAUCGCGGCGGUGGUUACGCACCACGUGGCAAGCCACAAACGCAACAAUAAUUAUUUCACGAUCUAAAAGAUUUUAAAACCUAAAAUCUAAAGUCGAUACGCGUUAAAUGCACUUUUAAUAAUAACAUUCUUAAUAUCAUUUAAAUAAUUAUAAAAGCGGGAACAUUCAAAAUUUUCUCUUUAUAAAACACGAGAAACAACGAAAAGAAAAUUCAUUUAUUUAUAUUAUUAAAAUAUAUACAUAUAUAUAUAUAAAUAUAUAUCUUUUUUUUUUUUUUUUUUUUUGUUAAUCGCGUUGUAAAAUAAGUUGAAUUAACUUUCAUAAUUCAAGAAUAUAUCUAUUUAAAUAAAUAUCUAUAUAUAUUUAUAUAUUUUUUUUUUCUUUUCGUCGUUUCUCUUUUCAAUAGUUAAUAAUUUUUGUUGAUAAUCUUAUUUAUAGAUUAUUGAAUAAUAAUUACGCUUAAAUAAAAAAUUUUGAAACCUGCGUCUUGUAAAUUGUGAAAGCGAAGAACCAUUGAUUGAUAUCAAAAACUUGCAUUAAUUAUAACGAUUGAUUAAAACGCGUAUGAUAUAAUGAAACAUCUUAAAAAAGUAAUUACUUUAAUUACUUGUUAAAUGAGUGACAUUACUAUUGUGAAAUAGAACGAUGCAGCUGACAACAUAAUCUUCGUUGAUCAAGAGUUGAAUAAUUAUUAACUAAUUGAAGAAAAAAAUAAUAAUAAACUGAACCCACCACGCAAGUAUUAUUGUGUUGUGAUAGAAGGCAGUUUCACAGGGCAACAAUUUAUAAUUGACAAAUAUUAGUAGAAAAAAAAGUAAAAAAAUAAAUAAAUAAAUAAUUUUAUUAAAAAAAAAAUAAAGAAAAAAAAAUGAGAAAAAGUUAAAAAAAAUAAUGACUUAUACACGCAUUUCACGACGUAACACUCGAGUACUAACACAAGAGUUGAUGAAAAAAAAAAAAAAUAUCGUCGUAAAAGUUUUAAAUGUACAUCGAUUUAA
Messenger RNA from Cotesia glomerata, 3027 nucleotides. It is a transcript of the gene Capr, whose product is annotated as caprin homolog. The record is from RefSeq and is a predicted model, not a curated record. NCBI's taxonomy places the organism in Eukaryota, Metazoa, Arthropoda, Insecta, Hymenoptera, Braconidae. Gene Ontology annotation, molecular function: RNA binding. Bases 70 to 2079 code for a protein of 669 amino acids. Gene Ontology annotation, cellular component: cytoplasm. The transcript is spliced from 6 exons.